AUGGGCAUGGAUGGAUGGAUGGACGGAUGGAUGGGCUGGGCGGAUGGGCGUGAGCGUGAGCGGCCACGGGUGGUGAAGCGUGAGAAAGAUGGAAGAAGCGUGGGUGUGGCACCGUGGGUAUCGGCUCCAGCUAAAGGGACGCUAGCCAAGUUGCUUUUUCAGAUGAGAUGGGCUGGCUUGUUCUCCAUCCGUGCCCCGUCUUUCACCCCGGCAGCAGCAUGCACCCUAAUGAGACACCCAUCCACACCCCUGGUCCCCAUCGUCUCGUUUCGCUCGCUAUGGAUCAGCUCUGCCGCACCCCGUGCCGUCGCCAAAGUAAAAGAAAAGGAACGGAAGGGUAAAAGAGUACGUACUUUCCGAGGGUUAGGUGAGUUUGCGAGAGUGAUGGAACCUAUUCUCGCAGCCUCCCAACUUCCCUCUCACCUUCUUUUCCAAUUCCCCAACUUCGCCCUGAGCUACAACGGGGGCGCUUCGAUCCAUCGCUGUCGGGUCUCGCAUCCCUUCUUUACUCACAAAACAUCAUCAUUGUCUUGUCUUGAGCGCUUUCUGCGCCCUUGCCCCAUCACCCUCAUCAUCAUCCUCUUCUUGUUUGGCUUUUCUGUAGCUUUUUGGCCUGUCGCCGCUCCAGACUUUCUCGCCCAGCCUCCCGUUGACCGGUUGCACGUCGAACCUCAAUCCGUUCGAUUCGUCGCAACAACUGAGCCCGCGCCCUUGGAAGCCGCGAGCUGUUCCUCAACCACCACAGACAAGACCAAAGACUGUAUGGCCUCGCGCUUUUAG
Messenger RNA from Colletotrichum lupini, 780 nucleotides. RefSeq lists its product as uncharacterized. Lineage: Eukaryota; Fungi; Ascomycota; Sordariomycetes; Glomerellales; Glomerellaceae. The coding region runs from base 1 to 780 and encodes 259 amino acids. The transcript has a single exon. The record is from RefSeq and is a predicted model, not a curated record.